Messenger RNA from Podospora bellae-mahoneyi, 2865 nucleotides. It is a transcript of the gene UFD1, whose product is annotated as ubiquitin fusion degradation protein. The transcript is spliced from 3 exons. Gene Ontology annotation, molecular function: polyubiquitin modification-dependent protein binding. The coding region runs from base 1600 to 2736 and encodes 378 amino acids. Gene Ontology annotation, cellular component: VCP-NPL4-UFD1 AAA ATPase complex. NCBI's taxonomy places the organism in Eukaryota, Fungi, Ascomycota, Sordariomycetes, Sordariales, Podosporaceae. The record is from RefSeq and is a predicted model, not a curated record.
CUCCCCCAUUCUUCUUCUUCUUUUGUUUCUCCAACUUCCACCUCGGCACCUUCCUCUCCCUCUUCUGCCCCUUCCUAAGCCUAGCCAACGCCUCCAGCGCAGUUUCCCCCCUUUCUAGCUUUAGUAUAAGCCGCGUCAUCAACUCCCCAGUCGUAAUCUUAUCUUCCUCCUUUUGUCUCUUCCUCAACCCCUCCUCUCUCUUCUCAUGCGCAGCAGCAGCAGCCUUCAUUUCCUUUUUACUAACCCCCUCCAGCCAGCGGUCAUGAACAGCAUCAGCAUCAGCAGCCUUCCUGAUGAAAUUCCCCGCCUCGUCAAAAGCGCCCUCUUCCUGCUCGGCGCGCAUGUUGAAGGCGUCGAUCUUGGGUGCAUGUUUUUUUAAGCCUCCCAGGCCGACUUCCUCGUCUAGGCCCUCUUCUGCGAUGGCGGCGGCGAUGGUGUCGGGGUUUUCUUCUUCGUCGUCGUCUUCGUCAUCGGAGAGGGUGGGUUCGGCUGAAGGGUUGAUGGUGAUGUGACCGCCUGAUUUGGAGUCCCCUUCUUGACCUUCAAUCUGGUCAACAUCUAAAAAGUUGACAGUUUUGUCCUUUUUUUUGGAGGGUUUGUUGGAAGGUUUGGACUCAGUGUCUGAGUCGGCGGUGCCAAACAUGUCGAUUUCAUCGUCCGAGUCUGGUUUAGAGGUGGUGGUGGGUUGGGAGUUGUAAUUGUCGAGGGCUUCUUCGAGGUUGACCUUGUCGCUGCGGGCUUCGGCGCGGGCUUCAAAGUGCUCGUUUUCAGAGUCGGAGUCGUAGCCAUCGAUGUUUACUGCUCCGCGUUUUGUUGCGCGGGUGGAGGAGCCGAUUACGUCGGCGGCGAGGGUUUGGUCUUGUUCUUCUUGGUCGGAUUCGUCCGAGUCGGCGGUGGGUGCGAGGGCGGAGGGGUUGCGGAUGUCGAAGCGGACUUUUUUGGAGGAGGAUUCGGAGGUUGAGCCGUGGUGGGUGCGGGCGAAGGCUUCGGAGGCGCGUUUGGGGCGCGCGGCGGAGAAGCGGGAGGCCAUGGUGUGGUUGUAAUGGGGGUGGUGGUGGUGGUGGUGAUGGUGAUGGUGGUGGUGAGAGUGAAAUGGGAAGUUGAGGACGCGAUAUGUUGCGAUUAUCGAGAUGAGAGGUAAGCGAUAAGGGUUGGGGUUGGGGGAGGAAUGACGUCAGGAGGCUCGGUCGUGAUGGUGAAUCUAAAGGUUUCACAUGCAGCGCCAGGGAGCGCCUUGUGGUUGCCAGCUUAGCUCUCUCGAGAUUCACUUGAUAAUAGUAUAUAUACGCUCAGUAGAGCAUCGAGUAAUCUUCAGACAAUUUCUGAAUACAUAAAGUUGUUGAAGGUCGCGCCACAGCAGCCACAACACCCCGCGGAACCCCACAGUGCGCAUUGAGCUUGGGCCGCGACUGUGACGGACAGUAGGUAUGUCAUCCACUGGCUGCCUUCGGAACCUCAACGACCAGCUGCCAUUCACUUUCUUCUUUUGCUACCACAACGCCGCAUUGGAAGAUACAGCAGCUUCUUACCUCCCCCCAGCAACGCAACCAAAGCUACGCGGUUUUACAGGCAGCUUUAAAUCUCGGUCCAUCAAGCAAAAUGUUUGGCUACGGAGGCGGGGGUAGAGCCCCUCGCGUACAGCGAUUCGAUGAAUACUAUCGCUGCUACCCAUUGGUCAUGGCCCCCGGCGCCGAACGCCCCGAGCUCAACUACGGCUCCAAGAUCUUCCUCCCUCCUUCGGCUCUCGACAAGGUAUCUAGGUUACACGUCCAGUGGCCGAUUAUGCUGGAGUUGAUCAACGGGGCCGAGGGCAAGCACACACAUGCUGGCGUGCUAGAGUUCGUGGCCGAGGAGGGCAGGGCUUAUGUUCCUCAAUGGAUGAUGCUAACACUCAAACUCGACGUCGGCGACAUGAUCCAAAUCAAGACGACCUCUCUCGAGCUUGCCAAGCUGGUCAAGCUGCAACCCCAGUCAGUCAACUUCCUCGACAUCAGCGAUCCACGCGCCGUUCUCGAAAAGGCCUUUCGCAACUUUGCCACUCUGACCAAGGGUGAUGUUUUCAACUUUGAAUACAACGACGAGAUUUACGAGAUGGCUGUGCUGGAGGUCAAGCCCGAGACGGACAAGAUGGGCGUCUGCAUGAUAGAGACCGAUGUCAGUGUUGAUUUUGCCCCACCAGUGGGUUAUGUCGAGCCUGAGAGACAGCCUCGUGGAAGCGGCACCAGCACUCCGCGCAGUGCCAUGGGCCCAGGUGGAGUGGCUCCCGGAGGUCUGAUGCACAGCCAGGGGACCAUGGCGCAAGCCAUCAACUACGGUGCCAUUGCUCCCAGCGCAGUUAACGUCAUGAUCGGGAACUUUGCUGGGGAGGGUAACCGGCUGAGCAAGAAGGGAAGUAAGGCGUCAACACCAAAGCCGGCGACUCCAGUUGCUGGUGCGUCAGUUAAUAUCGGGAAUGUUGCGCUACCUGCUGCGGCGCUGCCCAAGAGAAGGAAUAACGGUCCGGCGCCGUUGCGUUUGCCGCCAAAUAAACUGUUCCUGGGGUAUGAGAUCAAGCCUGUCAAGACAGCUGCUGACAAGGAGAGAGAGGCGGCGAACGCCAAGCAGCCUCACUUUGCUGGCCGAGGACAGACGUUGCGCGGAGUGGUCAAGAAUCCAGAGGACGAGGAGAAGCCUCCGGUUGAAAAGAAGCCAGAGGAAAGGAAGGGAAGGCGGUUGGAUGGCAAGGACCCCCGGUAAAUGGCUGAUGGCAUGAAAAUUCACUUUGACCAAUGCAUUGUUUGGCGUUUGGGGUUUUUGGGAAAGGCAAAGGGACAGGAGGCAAACUGCUAUAGUGGAUAGAGAAGUCGGCAGCAGUCAGCAGAGUGC